UUCCGGUGGUUGUGUUUGGUGUGGCUCGGCUCGGCUCGGCUCAGAACAGACCAGCAGUGUAUCAGCUGUGGAGAACCCGUGUGUGUGAGUGUGUGUGUGUGUGACCGCGGAGGAAAGAUGGCGGCCCCUGCUCUCUCCAGUCGGGCUGGCUCGGCGGGCAGCCUCGGGAACAGCCCCACCAUGGCCGCCGGGAGGCUCCCGCACAGCGGCGGCGGCGGCGGCGGAGGAGGAGGAGGCGUCGGGCCCGAGCUGGACUUCAGGUCGGCGGCCCGCAUGGAGGACCUGAACCGGCUCAUCCAGGAGUUCAGUAAGCACGACCAGCGGGAGUACGACGACCAGCGGGCUCUGGAGAUCCACACGGCCAAGGACUUCAUCUUCUCCAUGCUGGGAAUGGUUCAAAAGUUGGACCAGAAGCUCCCGGUGGCCAACGAGUACCUCCUCCUGUCAGGAGGCGUUCGGGAGGGUGUGGUGGACAUGGACCUGGAUGAGCUAAGCGUCUACGCCCGUGGCACAGAUUACGACAUGGACUUCACCCUGCUGGUCCCAGCGCUGAAACUUCAUGACCGCAACCAGCCGGUGACCCUGGACAUGAGGCACUCGGCUCUGGGCCAUUCCUGGCUCAGCCUCCGCCUCUUUGACGAAGGAACCAUCAACAAGUGGAAGGACUGCUGCACCAUUGUCGACCAUAUCAACGGGACCACCAACUACUUCUUCUCUCCAACACUGGUGGCUGACUGGUUCUACCAGUCCAUCUCCCUGGUGCUGCUGGAGGUGCAGAAGAAGCCUCAGAGAGGGAUGCCGAGAGUGGAGAAGGUGGAGAGGAAUGGCACCAUCAUCUCCGUCAUCCUGGGCGUCGGGAGCAGCCGGAUGCUCUACGACAUCGUCCCCGUGGUGUCGUUCAAAGGUUGGCCGGCCGUUGCUCAGAGCUGGCUGAUGGAGAAUCACUUCUGGGAUGGGAAGAUCACGGAGGAGGAGGUGAUCAGCGGCUUCUACCUCGUCCCUGCCUGCUCCUACAAAGGCCGCAAGGAGAACGAGUGGCGCCUGUCGUUCGCUCGCAGCGAGGUGCAGCUGAAGAAGUGCAUCUCGUCCAGCCUGAUGCAGGCGUAUCAGGCCUGUAAAGCCAUCAUCAUCAAGCUGCUGUCUCGCCCCAAAGCCAUCAGCCCCUACCACCUCCGCAGCAUCAUGCUGUGGGCCUGCGACCGUCUCCCUGCCAACUACCUGGGCCAGGAUGACUUCUCCGCCCACUUCCUGUUGGGCCUGAUUGACGACUUGCAGCACUGCCUCGUCAACAAGAUGUGUCCUAAUUACUUUAUUCCCCAGUGCAAUAUGUUGGAGCACCUGUCGGACGAAACGGCCAUGCUGCACGCCCGCAAACUCUGCUCGGUGCGUUCCGACCCGGCUGAGCACCUCCGCACCACCAUCGAGCACGCCAAGGCCGCCAACAGGCUGACGGUGGAACUGCAGUGGCGAGGCAGUGCUAACAACCUGCCGUCGCCGCAGUCAGAUGCCGGCGGAGAGAACCAGCCAGACGACCGGCUGGCCAAGAAGCUUCAGCAGCUGGUCACAGAGAAUCCUGGGAAGUCCAUCUCGGUCUUCAUCAACCCAGACGACGUCACACGACCGCACUUCCGCAUCGACGACAAGUUCUUCUGAGACGGAGAAACAUUCUCCCAGACCUCUUCCUCCUCUGUCUCUCUGCCUUCCUCCUCCUCGCCUGGUGCCCUGCCUCCUCUGAAACUUUAUUUUUUACAUUUUUUAUGUUUCUCUGCCACAGAGUGAAGUGAGGUGAUCGUCUAGUAGUGUCUGCCACAAUUUUUUAAUUUUUUAAUUUUUAUUUUUCUAUUCCCCUUCCCCUCUUCCCUCCUCUUUCACUGUGUGCCCUGUGUUUUUUACCUGCUGAAUGCCUUUUAAAUAGACAGCUGAAUAGCAGCAGGUUGUUUUUAAAGAUGAAGGACGAGGCGAUAAUCCACCUUUACGACGGAACUGCUGUUCCAAUGUUUCGGUUGUUUAAUUAUCAGGGAUCCUGGAAAUGAGACGAAACCAACAACUCCUGAAAACGUCACAGAUGCAUGAUUAAAGUAAACUUCGCUGAUCAAGUUACAGGUCAGACAUGAAGCCUGUUUAUCAGGUAACAUGAAGGUGACGUUUUCACUUUAUAAUAUGUAGCCAGUCAUUGCCAUGAAAACUCAGAUUACAUAUUAUGUGAAGCUGGAGCUGAUAAAAGACAUGCAAAAAUACUCAGUAGAAGAUUAAAUGUUCGAGCAAAGUUGUUACAAACUUUUGAUCGCAGAAAUUCAGUUUCAUAUCUUAUAAUUUUGAUUUUCUCACUAUGGAAGCUCAUCAUGCGACCCUGUGUCACAUGAUGAGGACAUUAGAUUUUGGGUUUGCUGCACCUUACACUUCAUUCUGCUGAACUCGGACCUGUUGUUCUCGUUUGUGGACAUUUUUUGUGCCAUCUAAUGGUCGCAAAAGCACAAUACACUAAUCCAUGUAAAAACAAGAUGACAGUCAUCUCUGCCAAGUCAGUCUGCAGCCGAUCCCGACACAAAAGUGGACAAGGACCAAAAUGUGACCAGAUAUUACGGUUGAAACUAAUUCUGAUUAAUAAUGUACAAACAUGACCAAUUUUAGCAGCAGUACCAAGCUAAGGCAUUAGAAAGUACUCAUUUGAGGACAUUGGGGCUUUAUUGUAUCAUCGCAGCAUUUCACACAGGCUAAUCGGGUGUUACAGACCGUUCCUGCAGAUACAAAGGGCAUUCCUAGCUUGAAGAAUGGAGCGUAGAAAAUUUAUACAGAGUUACUAAAGGCUUAAAAAUAUGUUGCAUUCUUUGGACCCUGUGGAAACUGACGUUAUUAUUAUUUUUCUCUUAAAUGAAUCGUAUUUUUUAAGGAGCUUAAGGUGUUUGAAAACCUACGACACUUUGCACACUGAACACAGAACUGACUUAAAAAUUCAAUAUUUUAUGGGUCUCUUGUUAAAGUGUGACAAAAUGGCAAAAUACGUUUCACCUUCAUGUAUGAAAUUUGGUGUGCACGUGUAUCAUGUAAAGAUGUGCAAAAAAGUCACUUGGAGCCAGACCCCUAACCCAAUAGGAAGUCAGCCAUUUUGAAUUUACUGUUAAAUUUUGUGCAUUUUGGCCAUUUCCAGGGGGCUUAUUUUAAAGAUCUCCAAGAGAUUUGAUCUGAUCGACUUCAAAUUUUGUCUGCACCAGCUGAAGAUCUUCGACAUCAAAAGUUGUUAAAAGCUUGACUUUCCAUGAAACUGUGUGACCGUGGCGGGGCACCAAAUUUCCAUGUUUGACCAUGAAACAGUAAGUGGUUUGUAACUCCAAGGCAAGUGGUCCAAUCUGCCCCAAACUUCACAUGCCACCACCUGGCGACAGAAAAUAACAUGUUUUAUACUUGGAUGUACUUCUCCAAGCAGGUUGGCCAGGUCCACCUCAAAUUUCUUUUGAAAAGUCUCUAGAGCUUGAUGAUGCUUUCUGGUGAAAAUCGCGACUUUCCAUCACACGCCAUUGCCGUGGCGCGGCGGACAUUUUGCACUUUUCGCUAUAAAACAGGAAGUUGUUGUAACUUGAGCAUACAUUGUCCAGUCUGCUCCAGAUUUGUCAUGCCCAAUAAGAGACCUGGCCUCAUGACAUCUAUUUGCUGAAAAGGAGCUAUAGUCAUAGUGCCACCUACUGGCAACAGGAAUUGACAAGUUUGAUUCUUAGAUUUACUGAUAAACUGAGUGUACAGCCAAUCUGCCCCAAAUUUUACAUGUUUGAUAAGACUCUUGGCCUGAUGACAUUAACCUGAUAAAUAGGUGUUUUAGUCACUGAGUCACCUGCUGGCAACAGGAAGUAAGACUUAUAUGUAUGUGACUAUUACAAAUUAACCCAUUGUCCCCAUAUAAGGACUUUUUUUUCAAAAACUACUGUCUGUUCAAACACAGCACUUAGUUUUUUAUUUGCAUCAGGACUUCAUAAUCACACAUAGCUCGGAGAAAUUAAAAAUGCAUACCAAACAAAAGCUCGACUCCCAGGGGGUCAAAAACUUUGCUUUUCCUCACAUGAUUAUAACUUAUGUGAUAAUUGCUUUAAGAAAUAAAUUAGGAGGCUUUCUUAUAAGAUACAUUGUAUCAUGAAGUAUUGUCCCAUAUGCAAGCCCAUUAUUGUUGUUUUAAUACCCGGCCAGAUUGAUGAGAAAGGUUCCCUCAAAAUUAAAUAUCUCUGAUGACUCUCCGAGUAUCUCUGUCAUAAUUGUGCACCUGAUAUGAAGUCUUGACUACAAGAUGUGAUAAAAUAUUCUGUGCAAGCCCAUUAUUGUAAUCAUAAUAAUUCAGUAGACUCAUAUCAUAAUUUAUCUGUACUAAUUUCUCAUAAUUAAGUAAAGUAAAAACUCUUGUAGUAAUGAGAAGGUUUUUUAGAGUCAUGAGAGGUUGUCAUAAUAAAGGGCUAGUUUCUCAGAUACAGUCAGAAUUAGGAGAUUUUUAUAAAAAGAUUUAAAAUGGAAACGAGCUAAACGCUGAUCUUUUUUUGUUGUUUUGUUUUUUUACACAAAUUUAUAAAACGUCUGAAACUCACUUUGCUCUUUUACACUACACAAACGUCUUCAACGUCUCAGUGUCGAUCACGACUUCACACCAGACCUCGAACAGCAGCACGAUUGUUGAACAAGACUGUACUUCAUAAGAUUGUAUACACAUUCAGGAGUUGGGGAUGCCAAAUGGCACGUACAGGAGUCUCAGACCCAGGAGUAAAGACAGCAGAGUUCUGUCUGAAGGUGGAUUGUGUCCCUCUGAGGAAUGUCUUAGUCCUGCUGGGGGAUGACUGUACUAACGUCUUAGAAACUAACUGUAAAUAGAAGAAUACUGACUGAACACUGAUGUGUAGACAGAUAAACAGACUGACGAAGAUGAUGAUGAAGAUGAUAUGUGGACUACUUUUCGUCUAAUUUUGCACAGAAUGUAAAAAAACAAAUCACCACUUUUCCUCUCGAUGGUGGACGUCGUGUUCGUCCUGAUUGUGAAAUGAUGUAUCAUAUCAGUAGACAGGUGACACUGCUGAGGAACGGUCGUACUGCACGUUUUAAAUGUGUGUGUUAAAGCGGUGGAUCGGCACCACGUACACGAUGAUACUGCUGCAUUAUGACCAUCGUCAGGUAACGUGUCACAGAAUAUUCCUUUAGCCAUGAUAUCACUGGCAUCUUCUUUCCACUUCUUCCUGUCACUUUGUUAAGUUUUCGUUGUUUUGAUCCGACUUGAUCGUUUCAAUAAGCUUCACUGUGUCUGUACGUUCCACCUCAUGUUUUAUAACGAUUCCUCUUCAGCUGCUUUAUUUGUGUUUUUACUUUAAGUCAAGGGUUCGACUCCGCUUCAAUACAACCAGCUCAGGACAUGGAUUUUAUCCAGUCUGUCCAACACAUCCUCACUCCUACCUCGUCACAUGUCCACGUUUGGUCAUGGACUUUCCACCUCCACAUACGCCGUGAAAGCCUGUUCUGCCUGUUACAACCAGCAACCACUACCACCAGUUUCUCCUCUAUUAUUUAACAACCAUAAACUUGUUGUCACACAAGAUAACUUGUUUGCAACCAGGAAUCUCGACAGUUAACCUUUGAGAAUAUUAUAUGUUUUUUUAAAUAGUUGUAUAUGUCAGUCUGUAUGUCAGUUUUUCCACCCAGGUCUGGUGGGAGCUUGCUAGCAGCGCAGCGAUUACCACAAGUAACGCCAUCUCAACCCAACAGCAUUGCUGUGGAAACAGUAUGGCCACCCUCCAGACUCCCUCUAGGUCGCCCCUGUGAGUAAGCAGCUCAAUUUUGAGCUGCAAACCCCCCUUUGGCAAGGUCAGUUAGCACUGUUAGUGUCAGCACGCCUUGUGGUGCCAAGACAAUUAGCAAUGCUAAAGUGGUUUUGCAGCUCAAAAUGAAGCCACUCUCCCACUGGGGGGGACCUGGGGGACCAGUGAAGGGUGGGCACAGUGUUUUUGCAGCAGUGCUUUCCUGGUUAGCAGAGGUAAUUGCCAAAUAAGCGGUGCUACAGGCUAGCUCCCACCUGACCGCAGAGCAAAACUGCAUUAAGGAAAAUUAAACGUAUUAUUGGCAUUAAACAGUUUUGGCUGCCUUGUGGCUUUGAGUGUGUUGAGGCAUCAUGGGAGUUGUAGUUGGUCCUGAGCUGGUUGAGUUGAAGGAGAGUCGCUCCCUGUUUUUGUUUUCUUUGUGUGUUUCAACCAUCUCAAACAUUUCCAGAAAAAUGCCAAAAACCCCUGCAGACAUCUGACCGGUAAUGUGAUCUCCAUCUCCUCAUCCUCAAGUGCAAUUAGUGAAAAUACACACACCACAGGUACACACACGUGCACACACAGACACACACACACACACAUUAUGUAGCAUUAAGACAAAAAGACACUAAAGUUCUGUUGAAACUGGUUUUAACGGCGACACACAUGGGACACUAAACCCUCCACUGAAUCCCACAAGAACACACACUUAUACACACACAUACACACACCAUCAAAGUGCCACACACACACUCCUGCUCGGUGGAAAUGUAAUCAAUGUGUUGUUCUUCUGAGCUCCAUGACCUUUGACCUUACUCCUGUCUCUUGUUUGUUCAGAACCUUUGGACUGUGAGUUUUAUUUUCUGUAUCUUUGCUGCUCUGCUUCGUUCUGAUGAUGGAUUUCUUUAUGCAAUGUUGACUUGGAUGGGUUAACCCUUCAGAUGGCAGCUCCUCCACCGUCUAUGAAGGUUCUCCACUAUAUUUCACUGUACAGUAGAAUCAUCAUAAAGUCUUUUAACCAGAA
This is a messenger RNA of Epinephelus lanceolatus (giant grouper), 6783 nucleotides long. Its product is annotated as nucleotidyltransferase MB21D2. The record is from RefSeq and is a predicted model, not a curated record. NCBI's taxonomy places the organism in Eukaryota, Metazoa, Chordata, Actinopteri, Perciformes, Serranidae.